Molecule: messenger RNA, 1065 nt
Organism: Necator americanus (New World hookworm)
Lineage: Eukaryota; Metazoa; Nematoda; Chromadorea; Rhabditida; Ancylostomatidae
Exons: 4
Coding region: 1-1065 (354 amino acids)
Source: RefSeq, a predicted model, not a curated record
AUGCUGUUGAUCAUAAAACAAGUGUGGAAUGCGCAAACAGUAGCCGACGUAGAUAAUGUUGUUUGUGCUGAAAUAUCAGACAGAGAGGGAGAACCGGAAGCAUAUGAGGCAGUCACCAUGUAUAUGAUGCACAUAAAAUGUGGUGCUGACGAUCCCCAAUCACCAUGCAUCCGUGAUGAGAGAUGCGCAAAUCGUUUCUCCAAACAGAUUCGUGAAAGCACGUCCAUGGAAACUGACAGCUAUCAGUGGUAUAGGAGACGGAAUCGCACAAUCAGAAUCGUUGAAAUUAAUGGAAGAGUAUAUAGUGAUGAGUGGUUCGUGCCGACCAAUUUGUACCUCCUCAUGAAGUUUAACUGUCACGUGAAUGUUAAAAUUUGUGGUACAAUUUCGGCGGUGAAAUAUCUAUACAAAUACAUCUACAAGGGUUCCGAUCGUGCGCGAAUAACUAUUGAAAGCGACUCUGAUGGUAGUGGAAAUCAGGUGGUAGACGAGAUAAAACAGCAUUUGAGCACUCGGUAUGUCUGCUCACCUCAAGCUCUUCACAAAGUGUUUGGAUCUCCAGCAUUCUUCAUUCAAAGCACGUCAUGGUUAGAAACCAAGAAGACGUGGAGGGAAAGAAAUAGCACGUAUGUACACGGUUUCGAAGAUGAAGAAGAUGAAGAUGUCGAACGAUACGGUCUCCGUAUCUUUUUGUUAAACACCAAAAGGAAAAUGUCAUUCAAAGACCUGAGAACAGUAGAUGGCAGAAGGCUAGGAGCGGAAAAGGUAAUUGCUCUCGCCUAUUUCGACGUCGCCGAUUGGAUGUUGUUGCUUGGCAGAGAUUUGACCCAAAUUGUUGUGCCACCUGUGAAUCAAAGAUCUUCACUUCCCAAUGUUCCAGUUGACUAUCGCCAGCAUGAAAGUGAAGGAUCACGACUAUAUGGUGGACGAACGGUCACUUCAACGUUCAAGCUCAACAUGCUUGAUGGAAUUCGCACAUCUUUGGUGAAACGACAACAAAAAGAAGCACGACAACCUAUGGCCACUGAAAUUAUGAUCUGGGAUGAGAUUUUUACGACUCCGUAG